AUGCGACGCCAUCCACAGAGCGCCCUUGCGCUUUGGCGCUCUCAAUCAUCCCCAUCGAUCUUUCGUCCAAUCUCUCUCCGGUUCCAAAGCUCCCAUGAUACCCCUCCACACCUCGGCCGGACUCCGAGACGUCAGUGGCAGACACGAGAAGGUCAAAAACAUCUGCUCGAAGUCGACUCCCUAGGGAAACCAGGCGAGAUUGUGGUGGUAUCGGAUUUGCCUCGAGGAAAUGUCCGAAAUAGACAGAGAAAACGGAAUGAUGCGGUCGAGGAUGUAGAGCAGAUGACACUGAGCUCGAUGUUGGAUGCUCUCGACGAAGAGGCGUCGGAUCUGACAGCCAGUGCGGUUAAUCAUGCUUUUGAAACUUUUCGGGGUACACACCGGCCCAAUGAUCCGUUAACCCCCGUUGAAUGGGAAAAUUUGCGAUCAAAGCUCGUGACAUCGUUCACCUACAAUCAACUAUCCGACUACAUCGUCGAGUCCCGAAGCAAGUUGUCCAGUACCGAUGAGAGCGCUGGAAAAUGGAGACCAGGGACAUCGUUGUUUUUACACGCAAUGCCGGAAGAGACACGAGACGACGUCACUGAUCGCGUUGCGACAUCCCGGGAUUUGAAAGGGAAGUCGCUGAUGGCAGAGAAGAUUCUACGAAACUGCUGGCAACUAUCGAUUGUGAAUGAAGUGGGUCAGCUGGAUCUUAGGUUGCCAUCGGCGUCCGCUGUGUUGCUAUUGAAUGCAGAGCACUUUUCCUUUGACGAAGUGGCCAGCCUUCACGGAUCAAGCAUUGACAUCACGAGCUCCUUGGGUCUCGUCAGAAUCACCGGAAAGAAGAAUUCUUGUGAAUCCAUCCGUGAGGUCAUUCUUGACGCCACCGCUAGGAUUCGCGAUCAUGAUGUUGAUAUCGAGGUGGACAAGGCGACCUCGGCUCGGGUUUUCGGCUCAGAAUUCCUAGAAUGGGUGGGGAAGACCUAUGGAGUUGCCCUUGAAAAAGGGUCGUCUCGUGUGCCGACUAAAAUUCUUUACCUUGCGGAGAACGAGCGCGGUGCGGACGAGGCUCGGAGGACUCUCAAUCUGGCUAUCUACGAAAACAAGCCCGUUCAGUUCCCCUUCUCCUCUUACCUACCAGCGUCCGAACAGGCGAGCGUGUACCAUAUAAACCCUGGGGAAAACGUCUCUUGGUUCGACAGUCAGUUGUCAUGGUUCCGCUGGGCCAUGUCUAGUACUCAGAGUGCGGAGGCAGCACCAUCCAGUCCUAUUUUUGAUUCCCACCAGUCCAGGCUCUCGAAUGCUUUAUUAAAGCUUCUACGCACUGGCCUUCCCACAAAGGCUCAAUCACAAGCCGGCUCUCAUGUGCAUGAAUCCGUGACCGCUGCCGCUGGAAGAUGUCUUUUUGCUCGAAAAGCUUCAUUCGAGGAAAGUGUCCUGACUGCCCCGCAAUUGGGCGCGCUGUCCCUUCCUCGAACUUUUACGACAGAGAUUCCUCGAAUCGCGCCUUUCCUAGAGUCACUUCCUCUUCAGUCCAAGGAAGCCGCUCGGAAAUACGACAUUCGCUUGACUCCGUCUGCUCACUUCGCAGAUACUAUCCCCCCAUUAGACGUCGAGAUUCUCGUCAACGUGGCAGAAAUGGCCGGAGUAGAAGACACAAUCAAGGUGCAAAGUGUGAAAUCCGUCUUGAGCACCAACAGCGUCGACUAUCUUUUGCCGGAGAAUGGCCUGGACUUGCGCUUUACCCACACCGUCGGCCGCAAGGUCUCGAAUGAGACCCUGACUGGAUCAUCACAUUACGAACUCCUUGUGAAAAGCAUCACGGAGUCUUUACAGGGCGUGUUUGACUCAAGAAACUCCUCCCUUGGGCCCGUGCCUCUGCCUCCUUUCUGUCAGAUUUCGGUCCCCGGCGAUCUUCAAUUGUCGGGCGACCCGAUUUCGAACGACCACAUCACUGCCGAGUACUUGUUGCCCCCGCUCAGCGACAUUGAGGGAGCAAUGACUCAAUCGUAUGACUUUGAUGGCAGGCUGUUGUCCUAUCGCUUUUACGAGAGCGGGCCAUUCCUUGCUGCUCGAACGACGGAGCUAUUUUUGAAUAUGGAGCUUCCGGACGCCACCUCGAGGCUUGAACCCAAUCAGCCCCAAGAGUCCGUCGAAGAUACAUUCCAUGCAUUCUACAACGCCGCAUGCAAAAUGGCGUUCAAAAUUCACAAAGCAAAAUUCGAGACCGCGGAAGCUCUCUAG
Penicillium maclennaniae is the source of this 2226-nucleotide messenger RNA. Its product is annotated as putative respiratory complex assembly protein Rmp1. The record is from RefSeq and is a predicted model, not a curated record. Lineage: Eukaryota; Fungi; Ascomycota; Eurotiomycetes; Eurotiales; Aspergillaceae. The coding region runs from base 1 to 2226 and encodes 741 amino acids. The transcript has a single exon.